Messenger RNA from Populus trichocarpa (black cottonwood), 1995 nucleotides. Its product is annotated as probable xyloglucan glycosyltransferase 6. The record is from RefSeq and is a predicted model, not a curated record. Gene Ontology annotation, cellular component: Golgi apparatus. The coding region runs from base 564 to 1328 and encodes 254 amino acids. The transcript is spliced from 3 exons. Lineage: Eukaryota; Viridiplantae; Streptophyta; Magnoliopsida; Malpighiales; Salicaceae. Gene Ontology annotation, molecular function: glycosyltransferase activity.
UUGCAGUUUUGAUUUUGCUUCAACAACAAGUGAUAAAUUGUGUUAGUUUUAAUGAACAUUUGAAGUUUAGCAUUGUGGUAUAUGACUAGCUACCUCAUAACAGGAUUAAGUCUUAAAGAUGCCAACUUGAGUGCACUUCAUAGAUUAACAUUUCUCGACAAUUAGUGCUAAUUUUUGGUAGUUUAUAUGGUAGGCUGUGUAAGUAAUGCUGCAUUAUGGUUUCAUUUAUCCUCUUGUUUUGUCAAUGAAUUUCAACACAAAUGGUGGGAGUAGUGACUGGUGAGCUCCGCUUCGCUUCCAAGGAUGUUCUAAUUUGUUUAAUCAUUAUGCUUUAUUUGUGAAGCACAUAUCCAAACAUAGCAGAAAUGAGAUACAACAAAUUAGAGAGAAGAAAAACACGAAACAUUUUGUUAGAAAACCUCUCAAGUCUUUCCUUGGUUUGAUUUUGUGCUCUCCACAAAGUAGUUUGUUUUAGUUUCACUUCACAAGGAUUGUUUUUGCCUUGUUUUUAUCUUUUCAUUUUCUCCUAUCAACCAGAACUUUCGAAAUAAUCAUAAUUUAGCAUGCAGGUUUACCAACAAUCUAUUGCAGCCUGCUGUAUCCAGGACUGGCCAAAGGAGAGAAUGCUUAUACAGGUUUUGGAUGAUUCUGAUGAGUUAGAUGCCCAACUCCUUAUCAAGGCUGAAGUACAGAAAUGGCAACAAAGGGGUGUGCAUAUAUUGUAUAGGCACCGUCUUAUACGCACAGGCUACAAGGCUGGGAACCCGAAAUCUGCAAUGAGCUGUGAUUAUGUAAAAGAUUAUGAGUUUGUAGCAAUAUUUGAUGCUGAUUUUCAGCCAGGACCUGAUUUCUUGAAGAGAACUAUUCCUCACUUCAAGGGGAAGGAUGACCUAGCAUUGGUCCAAGCAAGGUGGGCAUUUGUAAACAAGGAUGAAAACUUGCUUACAAGACUGCAGAACAUAAACUUAUCAUUCCACUUUGAGGUUGAGCAACAAGUGAAUGGUGUUUUCAUCAACUUUUUUGGUUUUAAUGGAACUGCUGGUGUAUGGAGGAUUAAAGCCCUUGAAGACUGUGGUGGUUGGUUGGAACGGACAACAGUUGAAGACAUGGAUAUUGCUGUUCGUGCUCAUCUUUGUGGAUGGAAGUUCAUAUAUUUGAAUGAUGUUAAGUGCCUUUGUGAACUUCCAGAGUCCUAUGAGGCAUACAAAAAACAGCAACAUCGUUGGCAUUCAGGUCCAAUGCAGUUGUUCCGUUUGUGCUUUGUUGACAUACUUCGUGCAAAGGUACUGAAGUUUUCCCCCCCUCUUGCUAUCAUUUAUAUUUGGUAGAUAUUGAAGUCCUUUUUUUUUUUUCUAGAAAAGAUGUCUUUAUAUCUUUUGAAACCAGAAAGUUCUUGGAUGUCAUUUCUGGUGCACAUAAUUUACUCUUCCUAGCAGAAAAGUAGGGUGUUUUGUACACAGACAAAAGUAUUUAUCUUGACAUGGAAAAAUUUAAAGGGAAAUAAUGAAUUGUCUAGAGCUGGACUAGGCUUGCAAGAUACUGUGACUAAAACAUAGUUGUUUGACUUCCAGUUUCACAGUUUUUUAUGCAUGUAUUUGUUUAUAUAUUUCGGCUUCCAAGGGGUUCAAGUGCUAUUAAUACCAUGAAAAAGUGGACCAGAGACCAUGGGUACAUCAUUCCCUGGUGGAUGCAGAACCAUAGAUACUGACCUUAUAGCAGUCAAUCAAACUACUUAUAGUGGCUGGUUGUUGAGCAUAUCAUUUAUGUCUAAAUAUCUUGAUGGAUUUAAGAAAAUUCGUGUUCAUAUGAAGGUUACGUUGAGCUUCAUGUUUCUUCAUGGUCUAAACGGCUCUUGUUCCAUGAGAUUAGUCAGGAGGUUUUUCUACCUAAAAUAAACACCAUGUCAGUGCUCUUAUGUCUUUUUGGUGAUCGGCUAUUGGUUCCUUUAAUGUUGCUUCUUAAGCAGAAAUAGAGAAAGCAUUGUAUUUUUAGUUU